AUGCGCGCCUCGCUCACUUUCGCUGCCAUCAUCGUCGCAACCAUGGCUGUCGCUUCUGCCCUUCCUCAGGUUGCUCCGCGUGACCCACCUGAACCCGUAUGCGGUGACGUUGCGGCAUGCUGUUAUGUCCUCGACUUCGGCGUAAUAUCUAGUGAAUGUAAACGACUCGAAGUCGCCCCUCGGAACGUUGAUGAUUUCGACGAAAUCUGCGGCGAACAGGGUGAUUAUGUAGCGCAAUGCUGCGCGAGGGUAGAGGGCCCGACAUCAGUGGUGGUCAUGAGGUCUCUUACAGGAGCAGAGUCACAUCCUUCGCAACAUGGACAUCAACUCCAGCGUCGAUUCAGGAUUCCCCAAGACUUGCCAGCAUCCAUAUCCCGACAUGUCGUACCCGUCACCGAGCCUGACGAUAUCUUUAGAGACUUUCAGAGCCGUCGAGAGCGCAACUAUCAUCUCCUGAUACGGCGCUUCGUCUACCAAAUCCUACAUGGAUGUACUAACCCUGCCUGCAAAACCCCAACAUGCCUCAGCUAUCAGAAACGUACUACCAAAGUUCCCUUGCGCAAGCUUACCUCCUUAAGUGCCCGAACCCUCGCAUGCUAUUUGGCUUCCGAGUCAAACCCUGAAGCUGCUCUCUGUCCAAACUGCCCUCAAGUCUUUCCAGAGCACGAAUCUCAGCCUGCAUUGAAAAAACGGCCGAGGGGAAAGUCACAUAAUGUUACUUUUGAGUCUAUCGAGAAAGAAGACAGCAAUUGUGCCACCCAAAAAAUCGCGGCGAAUGGUCGUCUAGCAAAUUCGGACAUCAGAAGGUCCAGGCCUGGUGUUUUGAUAUCGUCGAGCCGAGGUGCGUCAAUCUCUGGAAACGGCAGGGCAUGCAUUCGUGGUGAGCAGGUUGAUGAGGGAUGGGGAAACGUUUCAGUUGGAACCUACGCCGAUGAGAGUCCGGCUCGUGACCCAAAAUCGUUCACUCAAAGUCUCUUUGAGACUCUGCCAUUGCGAAUGCUGGAAUGGUUGCCGUUUCAGCCGCGCCCAGGAAAUCAGAACGACACACAGUAUCACAGUGCUCCUGAACGAUACGCAACAGAGAGUGAGAAUUCCGCUAUCAGGACGUCCAAGGAUACGAGAGAAACUCCAACGCGACAAACGAGUCAAACCGAUUCUAUCCCAGUCAAACGAGAUCUUUCAAGGCGGCUUCCGUCCGAUAGCUCUCGAAAGCGUUCUGAUGCUUUCCACCAGAAACGGCCGAAAGGUGAUGCACGGAACGUUCAGAAAGACGACUUCGUUCUGGAAGCCGAACACGUAACCAGAAACAGCGUUUUCAACACACUAAAACCCAAGCCGACUGCUUCUGCUGAAAGUCUUCCUGUGUCUAUCUCUGUGCCUGACGAGGCUAAAUCUUCCCAUCCAGGAGAUUCAUCUCCGACCCUCUCGGUUGAAUUAAAACCAGUGCUUGGCAUCGAGACAGUGUCGGAAAAACAAAUAAAGGAGACGAGCGACUCUCUUCACGAUGUGCAGUCCACUCAAAAGGAUGAUCAUCGAAUUGACACGGAUGAUAAAUCACAUCUCUCCAAAACUACUACAGUUGACAAGGAUGCCUCAACGACCACAUAUACAUUAGAAAAAGUCUCCUGGCAGACCUUCACUGACUUGCGUUCGAUGCAAGCGACGCUGGAGAAGGAGUGCCUAGGAUACCGGCUCACGAAUCCAAGGCCCUGGCCGGAUGACGCGAAGGCCCUGCCAGAUCAUGCUCUGCGUUUCUCUGAUUGGACUGCUUUUGUGAAACAAUCCUGCUUCUACCUGCUGAAGGACUCUGCCCGCCUGGCCCGAGCAUUCAAAUGGGAUCAGAAGCCUGAAGAAAACGCUGAUACUUACACAUGGCCAACUUCUAUUUUACCAAUCAAAGGACUAGAAAUCUUUGGGGCUCUUUAUCAUCUGCGGCCUUCAGAGGAAAUACUACACUAUCUGUCACAUUCGUUAGACCAGGUCUUUCUUAGCACACAUGAGCUUAUGCGCCCACCUCGCAGCCGGACCAAUCGUGGUUGGUACUCGGGAGUUACCUUAUCCGCCAAGCAAUCCGUCGAUGGCAACGGGGCUGGACUGAGUGAUAGACAAGCAGCUUUCGUUCUCGCUGUGAGUUUGUAUGCCAUAGGUCGUUUCUCAGCCAUCUCCCACCGGUGCUCUGAGCUCUUGCAUGCCGAUAUUUGCUGGCGUCUCUUUUGCCGAAUCAGGUCGUUUGGUCGAAUACUCCCGGCAGAUUUCGUUGACAUUCUUGAAAAGGAGAAUGUUCCGGAUUGCCACCUUGCCCAUUUACAGUGCCUGGUUGACGUGUUUCAAUGUGAAAUUGCUCUAGAUUUGGUGUCAAAGCUGGCCAGAGCCAUCAGCAAUCGCCUAACAUUCUCAGAAAUCUCGAACGCUCGUGCAAAGCAGGAAUCGUCCAUCAAACGUCAGUCUAUCCUCCAAUUUCUCAUCGAGUACCUCAAGGACUUCAGUGUCCGCCACUUCAGCCUCACCGAAUCCCAAGACCCUGCACUACUAUCAUCCACAACCCUUGAAUGGUUGCGCACGAUUUUGUUGCGUGAUUGGAAUGGUCAUGCCGUUGUUCGUCGACAAGGGGCUAUAGGUGGUGCCUUGCAGAUGCUAGCAGCAAUCUAUGAGGAUCGUGUGAGUCUACGUCUUGACGAAAAGCUUUUUCACACCCCCUUCUUCGCUGAGAGAUUCGACUCGAUGGAAAUGCCAGUAGAGUGGCUUUCCUACCGACCUGAUAACAAGACCUUCCAUCUCCUCUCCUUCUCAUUUCUCUUUCCACCUUCUAGUCUAGUCACAUACUUUCGAGCUCUGAACUUCGCGACAAUGUCCAAAUCGUUCGAAACAGCCCUGAUCACCUCUAAACACGUCACGCAAUUCAUGCGCUCUGGUUUCAUCCAAGCAGCGAACACUGGGCAGCUACAGUCAACGAUGAGACCAGCCGUGGCCUCCUACCUCGUUCUAAACGUGCGCCGUGACAGUGUCCUUCUGGACGCCAUGAAUCAACUUUGGAGACGUCAGAAACGAGAGCUGAUGCGACCUCUGAAGGUGAGGAUGGGUAUGGAUGAGGGUGAAGAAGGUGUAGAUCAUGGUGGUGUCCAGCAAGAAUUCUUUCGCUGUCUCUUUGCAGAAGCAUUGGAUCCCUCAUAUGGAAUGUUCACGAUUGAUGAAAGAACAAAGAUGACCUGGUUUCAGCCGUGCUCGUUGGAGCCGCUGUACAAGUUCGAGAUGCUUGGGAUACUUUUCUCCAUUGCUGUGUAUAACUCGAUCACUUUGCCGGUCACCUUUCCACUUGCAUUCUACCGCAAGCUCUUGGAUCUACACGUAAAGAAGUUGGAUCACAUUCAAGAUGGCUGGCCUGGUCUCGCUAAAGGUCUUCAAGAGAUGCUCAAUUGGUCUGAAGGUGACGUUGGAGAUAUUUUCAUGAGGACUUAUCAGUUCAGCUUCGACGCUUUUGGAGAGCAUGUUGACGUGGAUAUGCAGAAGAUCUCUCGAGACCAACCGUGGCCGUCUCCCAAUCAACAGAACAAAUCGACUCAGAAAACCAAGUCAAGCGGCACGCCAUCCGGAUCCGAAGGCGAAGACCUAGACAACAAGGAGAUGCUGAAUAAAAUACCUACCUCGUGCAAGAGUGGAGUUUGCAGUUCAUCCUUAUCCGAACCGAGCACCACCUGCGAAGCCGCCCUCGUCACCAACGCCAACCGCAAACAAUAUGUCAAAGACUACGUCUUCUGGCUGACCAGCAAAUCCAUCCACCCCCAAUACGAAGCCUUCUCCCGCGGCUUCUACACCUGUCUCGACCGCACCGCCCUUUCCAUCUUCAACCCGGCCGCCCUCAAAUCCGUCGUAGAAGGCUCACAGCACAUCGACAUCGACGAACUACAAUCCAUCACCAAUUACGAAGAUGGCUUCACCGUCGAUACACCCACUAUCCUCCAUUUCUGGGACGUGGUUCGCUCCUUUCCAGACGAGAAGAAGAGGGGUCUACUGGAGUUUGUUACGGCGAGUGAUCGGGUGCCGGUCAAUGGGUUGAGCAGUAUUGUAUUUGUGAUUCAGAGGAACGGCUUCGAUGAUAGGAGAUUACCGACCAGUAUGACUUGUUUUGGGAGGUUGCUGUUGCCGCAGUAUUCGAGCCGGGAGGUUCUGGAAGAGAAACUGGGAAAGGCGAUCGAGAACGCCAAGGGGUUUGGUGUUGCUUGA
This is a messenger RNA of Endocarpon pusillum Z07020, 4221 nucleotides long. RefSeq lists its product as uncharacterized. Bases 1 to 4221 code for a protein of 1406 amino acids. Gene Ontology annotation, biological process: protein polyubiquitination. Gene Ontology annotation, molecular function: ubiquitin protein ligase activity. The transcript has 3 exons. Lineage: Eukaryota; Fungi; Ascomycota; Eurotiomycetes; Verrucariales; Verrucariaceae. The record is from RefSeq and is a predicted model, not a curated record. Gene Ontology annotation, cellular component: extracellular region.